Molecule: messenger RNA, 3093 nt
Organism: Rhea pennata
Lineage: Eukaryota; Metazoa; Chordata; Aves; Rheiformes; Rheidae
Gene: LMTK1
Product: apoptosis associated tyrosine kinase
Exons: 16
Coding region: 43-3093 (1016 amino acids)
Biological process (GO): brain development; peptidyl-tyrosine autophosphorylation
Molecular function (GO): ATP binding; protein tyrosine kinase activity
Source: RefSeq, a predicted model, not a curated record
GUGGCCGUGUCCUUCUCCGGGCUCUUCACCUUCAUCUUCCUCAUGCUGGCCUGCCUGUGCUGCAAGAAGGGGGACAUCGGCUUCAAGGAGUUUGAAAACGCCGAGGGGGAGGACUACGCCGGCGACUUCUCGGCGCAGGGCUCGCCCGCCCCGCAGCAUGGCCCCGAGGUCUACGUGCUGCCCCUCACCGAGGUCUCGCUGCCCAUGGCCAAGCAGCCGGGACGCUCAGUGCAGCUCCUCAAGUCCGCGGACCUGGGUCGGCAGAGCCUGCUCUACCUGAAGGAGAUCGGGCACGGCUGGUUCGGGAAGGUUUUCCUGGGCGAGGUGAACUCGGGCCUCAGCAGCACCCAGGUGGUGGUGAAGGAGCUGAAGGCGAGCGCCAGCGUGCAGGACCAGAUGCAGUUCCUGGAGGAAGCGCAGCCCUACAGGGCUCUCCAGCACACCAACCUGCUGCAGUGCCUGGCCCAGUGCGCCGAGGUCACCCCGUACCUGCUGGUCAUGGAGUUCUGCCCGCUGGGCGACCUGAAGGGAUACCUGCGGAGCUGCCGGGGGGCCGAGUCCAUGGCGCCGGACCCCCUGACCCUGCAGCGGAUGGCGUGCGAGGUGGCCUGCGGCGUGCUGCACCUGCACAGGAACAACUACAUUCACAGCGACCUGGCUCUGCGGAACUGCCUGCUCACCGCCGACCUGACCGUCAAGAUCGGGGACUACGGGCUCUCGCACUGCAAGUACAAAGACGACUACUUCGUGACAGCCGACCAGCUGUGGGUGCCGCUGCGCUGGAUUGCCCCCGAGCUCAUCGACGAGGUCCACGGCAACCUGCUCAUCGUCGACCAGACCAAAUCCAGCAACGUCUGGUCGCUGGGCGUCACCAUCUGGGAGCUAUUUGAGCUGGGCAGCCAGCCCUACGACCAUUACUCCGACCGGCAAGUGCUCGCCUACGCCAUCAAAGAGCAGCAGCUCAAGCUGCCCAAGCCCCAGCUGAAGCUGUCGCUGUCGGACCGCUGGUACGAGGUGAUGCAGUUCUGCUGGCUGCAGCCCGAGCAGCGCCCGACGGCAGAGGAGGUCCACCUGCUGCUCUCCUACCUCUGCGCCAAGGGCGCCACGGAGGCCGAGGAGGAGUUCGAGAAGCGCUGGAACUCCAUGAAGCCCAACGGCGGCGGCGCUGGCGCCAACCACGCCGGCGCCGAGCUCUCCUCCUUCCCGCUGCUGGAGCAGUUCGUGGCCGACGGCUUCCCGGCCGACGGCGACGACGUCCUCACCGUCAUGGAGACCAGCCACGGCCUCAACUUCGAGUACAAGUGGGAGCACACCAAGACCGAGCACUUCCAGGCGCCGCUGGGCGCCCUGAGCCCCGGCAGCGCCGCCCGCUACCGCGAGCUCUACUACCCGGCCGCCUCGGCGGGACGCCUGAGCCUGGGCCUCUCGCCGCCCUGCUACGCCUGCGAGCGGCAGGGCUGCCCGGGGCCGCCGGCGCCCGGCGUGGUGCCCGUCCUGGGCGCCCGCAGCCCCUCGCUCAGCAGCGAGUACUACAUCCGCAUCGAGGGGCCGGCGGAGCUCGGCGACGGCUCCUGCAGCCCCGCCGGCCGCGGCGCCAUGGAGCCCGCGGCGGCGCGGCACCGGGACUGGCCUGUCCCCGGCGGGCGACGGGACGUCUUCGCCGACCCGCUGGGCGUCUCGCCGUCGGGCAGCCGGGCCGGCCGCGCUCCGGAGAGCCCCCCGGGCCGGGCCCUGGCCGCCGGCCCCUUGCCGGCGCCGCGGCAGCCCUGGGCCUCCAACAGCUCCUCUAACAACAACAGCGGCGGCGGCGGCAGCCCGCCGGCCCGGCAGCCCGCCGCCGGCGACAGCUGGUGCUACCGGCACAUGAUCACCUUCCGGGGGCUCAUGGCCAAGCCGCUGGGCUCGGACGGCCGGCGUGCCGGCGCCGAGGCGGGGGGCGAGGGCGAGGACGCGGCGCAGCUCGCCUCCGGGGUCUUGGCCGCCUUGGCCGGCGGCUACGCGGGGCGGGCGGAGGCGGCCCCGGCCUCGAAGUCGCUGCAGAAGCAGGUGGGCACGCCGGACUCGCUGGAGUCCCUGGACAUCCCGUCCACCGCCAGCUCCUGCGAGGGCUUCAGCCCCACGGCCUUCGCGCCCCCCGGGCAGCCGCGGGCGCUCGACAGCGGCUACGACACCGAGAACAACGAGUCGCCCGAGUUCGUCCCCAAGGAGCCCCCCGAGGGCCCCGCGGCGCCGGCGAAGGCGGGCGAGGGGCCCGGCGCGGCCGCCAAGAACCCCUGCCGCGACUCGGCCUACUUCUCCGACUGCGACGCCGAGGCGGAGCGGGGCGCCGGGGACGGCGGCGAGGACAGCGACGGGGCGGAGGAGGGCGCCGGCCCCGAGGAGGAGGAGGAGGAGGAGGACACGGAGGACAGCGACGAGUCGGACGAGGAGCUGCGCUGCUACAACGUCCAGGAGCAGAGCGAGGAGAGCGAGGAGGAGCCGGCGGCCGUGCCCGUGGUGGUGGCCGAGAGCCACAGCGCCCGCAACCUGCGGAGCCUCCUCAAGAUGCCCAGCCUGCUCUCGGCCUCCUUCUGCGAGGACCUGGAGCGCAAGAAGAAGGCCGUGUCCUUCUUCGACGACGUCACCAUCUACCUCUUCGACCAGGAAAGCCCCACGCGGGAGCUGGCCGAGCAGAGCUUCCCCGGCGUCCCGGGGCCGCCCGCGGCCGGCGGCGGCGGCCCGGCGGAGCGGCCGAGCGUGGCCGAGGACGCCUCGGACGGCGCCGUGCCCGAGGAGGGCGGCGGCGGCGGCUUCGAGUGGGACGACGACUUCCCGCUCGCGCCGGUGAAGGCGUCCCUGAUGUCCUCGCUGGCGGGGACGCCGGCGGAGCCGCCCCCGGCCCUGCCCGCCCUGCUGCCGGCCCAGAAGCAGGUGCUGCCGCUCCAGUUCUCCCGCUUCACCGUCUCGCCGGCCCCCGUCUCCCGCUUCUCCAUCACCCACGUCUCCGACUCGGACAUGGGCUCCGUCGCAGGUGAGUCUUCUCCGCGGAGCGCCGUGUCCUGCGCCCCAUCCCUGCGUGCCGGAGGCAGCAGCGAGGACGGCGACAGGGAGUGA